CCCCUCUAUGUCACUAGGGGACCAUCCCAGGCUUCUGCACUAGCAGUAUUGACCGUGGGUGAUCAGUCUUUUUCAGCCAAGUCUCCUCAGCUGUCUGACUAGAGAAUACUUACUAUAGUAAGAGAUACAAGUAGCUGGCCAACUUAUCAGCAGGGCUCCUACACUCCAGAGGAAGAAACAGAGACCUGGGAGGUGCGGGUGGAAUCUUCCCGGACUUGUUGGGGGUGUGGGGGGUGGGACCAGGGCGUGGAAGCUAAGGAAGCUGGAGGCGGGGUUGCGGGCGCGGUCAGAAAGCUGGCCCAGGGGCAGGACUGACAGGGCGGAUGCUAGGCUGUGUCCCCUGGGGCGGGACUCAGCACGCAGUCUUUGAUCCAAGAUUCACUUGAAACUGGCCGGUGCGCAGCCCCUGGUCCCGCGUCUGCUGGCCUCCCAGGAUCAGCCCUUCCUCUGACCCAGGUCGAACGCUUAGCCACCAGCGACGCUGCACCCGGAUGGCGCAGCGAGUGUAGCAGAUCCCAGUACCUGCGAGUGGUCAGCGGUCGGAGUUCUUCGGGAACCAUUUGCCCGCGGGUGGAAACAGUUUCGGCAUAACCUUGUUCCUGGAUUAUUACUUCAUUCUGAUUCAUCAGCUGGUCUCCUUUCACAGAGUGAAUACGUGCUUCCCACUGCUGCCAGCUUAGUUUGGAGUUUGGAAAAGAACCAGGUCCAGGGUCCUGCCUCUGUUGAUAGAAUGGCAUCCACGGUGACAGAAAGAGAGGAUCUUGAAAAUCACCACAAGGACUGCUUGGUACGACUUUGCAACCCACAUGUGGCAACAAUGAAAGAAGAUGUUCUCUACCAUUUUAAUCUCAGCACUGGCACUCACAACUUCCCAGAGAUGUUUGGGGAUGUGAAGUUCGUGUGUGUUGGAGGAACCCCUUCCCGAAUGCAAUCCUUCAUCAGAUACCUGGCUCUGGAGCUGGGCAUUCAACACCCAGGUGACGACUACCCCAACCUCUGUGAGGGCACUGACCGCUAUGCCAUGUUUAAAGUGGGCCCGGUGCUGUCAGUCAGUCACGGGAUGGGCAUUCCUUCCAUUGCCAUCAUGCUGCACGAGCUCAUCAAGCUGCUGUACCACGCCAGGUGCUCUGGCGUCACCCUCAUCCGCAUCGGCACCUCUGGAGGGAUAGGGCUGGAGCCUGGCUCUGUGGUCAUCACCCAGCAGGCGGUGGAUGCCUGCUUCAAACCCGAAUUUGAGCUCAAGGUCCUGGGGAAGCGGGUGGUUCGGAGCACAGGUCUGGAUGAGCAGCUGGUGCGGGAGCUGGCGCAGUGCUCCUUGGAGCUGAGCGAGUUCCCCAUCGUCGUGGGCAACACCAUGUGUACCCUGGACUUCUAUGAAGGGCAAGGGCGUCUGGAUGGUGCGCUCUGCUCCUACACGGAGAAGGAGAAGCAGGAGUAUCUGCAGGAGGCCUACCAGGUCGGCAUCCGCAACAUCGAGAUGGAGUCCUUGGUCUUUGCGGCCAUGUGCAGAGCGUGUGGUCUUCGAGCGGCUGUGGUAUGCGUCACGCUCCUGGACCGCUUGAAAGGGGAUCAGAUCAGCAGCCCUCACGAGGUCCUCAAUGAGUACCAGCAGCGGCCUCAGCGACUGGUGGCUCACUUCAUCAAGAAGUGCCUUGGCUCAGCAGCCCUCUCCUGACCGCCUGCUGCUCCUCUCAGCAGUGUAUUUUUCAGGGUCU
Molecule: messenger RNA, 1715 nt
Organism: Condylura cristata (star-nosed mole)
Lineage: Eukaryota; Metazoa; Chordata; Mammalia; Eulipotyphla; Talpidae
Gene: UPP1
Product: uridine phosphorylase 1
Exons: 9
Coding region: 731-1675 (314 amino acids)
Biological process (GO): nucleotide catabolic process; uridine catabolic process
Cellular component (GO): cytosol; cytoplasm
Molecular function (GO): uridine phosphorylase activity
Source: RefSeq, a predicted model, not a curated record